Molecule: messenger RNA, 3532 nt
Organism: Conger conger (European conger)
Lineage: Eukaryota; Metazoa; Chordata; Actinopteri; Anguilliformes; Congridae
Product: phosphatidylinositol 4-phosphate 5-kinase-like protein 1
Exons: 10
Coding region: 249-1598 (449 amino acids)
Biological process (GO): phosphatidylinositol metabolic process
Molecular function (GO): phosphatidylinositol kinase activity
Source: RefSeq, a predicted model, not a curated record
GCAUUCAUCUACACACAGUUUCAGGUCCAUGACAUGAAAAGCAAUAUUUCCCCGUAACGACGAGUUGCCUGGUGAGAGGCGCUAGUUCCCUAGGUGGCAGUGCUACUACAAUGAGGUAUGGGCUGAGCUGAGGUUGCUGAUGCUUGACCAGAGUCUGAUACGUUCAACCAAAUAGCCUACUAUCAGGAUAAUGCUUUGAACUCUCGGACUGCAAAAUUGGCUUGGAAGGAAUUAGAUGACGAGCUACCAUGAGUCAGGCUGAGACUGAGAUGCCGGCGAAUCGGCGUUCCCGCACGGUGAAGAGACGGUUGUGGAGGGGCCUGAGACAACAGUGGAAACUCCUCGGACUCUUUGAGAUCGACCAGCAGCAUGAGUUCUUCAGUCUAACCCAGAUGAUGAAGGAGGGCUUGUCAGGUGCUGUGCAGAACACCAUCGACAACCCACCUGCAGAUGAACUGUCUGAAGAUGAUUUCAAAAUGGAAGUCACUCAAGUACAUGAGGGUUUUCAGAUGGAGACAUUUGCAGGACCGGUGUUUGCUAGCCUUCGCCAUUCCUUGGGGAUGACGGAAAAGGACUACCAGCACUCCCUCUCUUCUGAAGGGUGCUACCUGCAGUUCAUCAGCAACUCCAAGAGCAAGGCGAACUUCUUCCUUACGAAUGACAAGAGAUUCUUCCUAAAGACACAAAACAAACGGGAAGUGAAAUUCCUCCUGUCAAACCUGAAGAUAUACUUGGCCCAUCUGGAGAGCUAUCCUCACUCUCUGCUGGUCAAGUUCCUGGGUGUCCACAGGAUCUCUAUUCCCCGUCAGAAGAAGAAGUACUUCAUUGUGAUGCAGAGUGUGUUUUACCCUGAUGAGAGAAUCAGUGCAAGGUAUGACAUAAAGGGCUGCCAGGUGAGCAGAUGGACAAACCCAGCCCCUGAGGGGGGGCAGGUUAUUGUGAUUCUCAAGGACAUGAACUUUGAGGGAAAGUACAUCUCCCUGGAUGAGCAGGGAGCCUGGCUGGCUCGACAAGUGAAAAUCGACACAGCCUUCCUGCAGACGCUCAACGUGCUUGACUACAGCUUCCUGGUGGCUCAUCAGCCCCUGCACAAUGAUGAGCGAGACCAGAGCCAUUCCUUCGCCACACUCAUCAUGCGCACCAAGAAGUCUGUGGAUCCAGGAUCCAGCCCCACCCAUGCAGGUGUUCCCUAUGUCCCGGGGGCAGUGCUGGAGGAGGACUCUCCCCUGCUGGAGUCAGAGACGCCCUGUGGAUCGGCCAGAUUCCGGAUCAAGGAGACACACCCCAGCGAUGGACUGAUCCCUCUACAGGAGCUUCAGGGUGGGGCUUCUGGGACCAGCGCAGACUCUGAGCUGCAGGAGUUCCAGGCCCAGAAUCGACGGCUGCUGCCCAACUUCAAGAACCCCCUACAUGUAAUUGAUGGGGAAGACCUGCGCUAUUUUGUGGGAAUCAUUGAUAUUUUCACUGUCUACGGCUUCAAAAAGAAGCUGGAGCACCUGUGGAAGAGGUUGCGAUACCCAGGCCAGGCCUUCUCGACUGUUAGUCCCCCGGCCUACGCCCGCAGGCUCUGCCAGUGGGUGCAGGACCACACCAAGUAGACCAAAGACACAUUGAGAUUAAGUUUAUGGUUGAGGAUUGGCCACCACAGUCACCCAAGUUCUUGGGUUGCUGCUCUUGUGGGAGCAUGAUUGUACCACUCUUGCCUUCCAAGUGUUUUAGUUCUCUCUUCCACAACCCCACACCUUGGAUUAGUUAAAACAGUAACAAGCUUUUAGCCAGUUCCAGCCCUGUCCAAGCGCUGUACCUGAUGGUAUAAUCAGGAAACAGAAGACAAGUCCUUUGUGUAAAUUCGCCAUAGUUAAUCCCAAACAGAACCGCAAAACAAUCUGAACCAGGUGCUACAGAUUGAUUAAUGUUGAAUCUAUGCAUGUGCGUGAACUCAGACAGAAAAGCCUCAAUGUUAAAAUGCUGCAGUCAAAUUGUUCUGGAAAACUUUCCUGCAUACUUCUAGGUUCUGUUUUAGUAGGAUGGGGUCAGGUAUAAUUUUUCAUGUUUGGUCUCCAAACCAGCUAUAAUCAGAUUUUGCCUUUCAUUAUUCAAAUUAAAUGAUGCAUGAAGAGAAAUAUCACAUUUAAAAAAAUGAAUGCUGUCUUUUAUUCAUUUAGCAUAUUUUGAAAAGAUUAAGAGACACAUUUUUGCCUUCUAGUCAAAGGUCCUGUCGGGAUUUGAGUCAAAUUUUAAGCACAUACAUAUAAUACACAGCUGGUUCUGCAAGCCUUGCUUAUUAAUACAGCAACAUUUUGAAUUUGUAUUGAUGCCUGGGCUGGCAGAGGUGUUGGUUUCUAAAAAUACAUUUUGUUUGUUCAUGUCCAUGUCCAUGUCCCAUGUCCAAAAUAGAUUAACCAUGGUAGGAUAUUUACAAUACAUGCACACCAUGCAUGACAACACACAAAACUAUUUUGUAUGUACAAUCUGUGUAUAGCACAGCCCUGGCUAUAGGGCAACUGCAUAUAACAUGGCUUUGCUCGUCCAACCAAACAGUAAACUCACAUACCCAUACUAUACAUAUAUGUUCAAGGAGGAGAACCUAGAACCAAGUAUUUCUUGACAUACACGUCUAGAUCCCUUGUUCAGAAAAUUAAUUUAAAUUAGAAUUCAAUUAAAUAUUCCUUGAGGAGUGAAACAAACUUGUCAAUUUGUGAGAAAGUAACUGUUUUUCUCACAAACUUGAAAUUAACUUAUUUCAAUGAAUAUCUCUCAUGGAUUUUAUAUGAAACUGUAGUUUAGAUAAGUGUGUGUUGUGUGAUGGAUUUUAGAAUUGAACAGGGAUGCUGUGUCACUAUCACACUGCCAUCUGUGUUUACCAUUGGGGGCAUGUUGCCUGUCUUUUGAAAAUGGCAAACAUUUAAUUGGUCAUCAGUAGGUCCCAUAUCUAUAGUAAAUGCUAUUUUAAGGUGCAUGUUUUCAUCUCAGAAUUGUUUUGCAAGAAAUACUUUGUGGCUGAUCUACAGUAAAUGGUUUGAGGCUCAUGUGGAAAUUACUAGUCUAAAGGACUGUGUGGGUUGGAGUGAUUGCAUUUCUUUCAUAAUGUAGACCCGUAGAUGAAUCAGAUUUUUUUUUUAUUUAAUCAUUACUCAUUGUAUUUAUUUACAUAGAAAGCCCAUGUACUGUAACCUUACUGGGACAUUAUGUAUUGUGGACCUAUGACUGUUGUAAGCUCUGAUUACUAAUAAAAUCAAUGAGCAUACUAUAUUGUGACACAAGAACAAAUUUGAACUACCAUAUAUCAAUCCGCUGUUUUCCGGUGCAGAUGAUGGAGUUUUUGUGGUUUGCAGGUAAGACUAAAAAUGAAUUAUUUACCAUCCACACUCCUACUUUCUGGUUUGUCAUGCCCCAGACUGUCAGGCAAACUGGCAAAUUAUUAUUUGUUCAGAAUGGUAUGUGCACUAAUGAGUUUGAACAAAAUGAACAAUAAAUAUUGUGGUAAAUAUAUGGUAAAAUAUGGUAAUAAAUAUCCUGAGUGAUAGCUUCA